Sporothrix brasiliensis 5110 is the source of this 1206-nucleotide messenger RNA. Its product is annotated as ubiquitin-conjugating enzyme E2 Z. Lineage: Eukaryota; Fungi; Ascomycota; Sordariomycetes; Ophiostomatales; Ophiostomataceae. Bases 1 to 1206 code for a protein of 401 amino acids. The record is from RefSeq and is a predicted model, not a curated record. The transcript is spliced from 3 exons.
AUGAUUAUCGGUCCUCCGGACACGCCUUACGAGUUUGGCUUCUUCGAGUUUACCGUCAAGUUUAGCAGAGGCCGCAGCCGGUUCAACCCCAACAUAUACUCCAACGGCCGAGUUUGCCUGUCGAUUCUCGGAACAUGGCGCGGCGAACGCGGCGAAGAGUGGUCGGCAGCACAGGGCCUCGAGUCGAUCCUGCUGUCGAUCCAGAGCCUCAUGUCGAGCAAUCCAUACGAAAACGAGCCGGGAUUCGAAGAAGCCAACGACCCUUCGGACAAGAAGAACCAGAGCGACUAUGUCCAAAAGAUCCACCACGAGACCAUACGCGUCACGGUCAUCAUGCGCCUUGAAGAGUUCUUGGGACUAAACCACAGCCGCAUCGGCCGGUUGAGCCAAGCAGAGCGUUGCAAUAUGGUCGAGGACAUUGACAUGGACGGUCUCGAAGAGACCGUCGCCCCGUUUGAGCCCUUUAAGGACCUCUGCAAACGCCGUUAUCUCUGGUACUACGACACGUACCUUGCGUCGGUACGCAAGGCCAAGGCCGAGGUGCCAGAGGGACAGAUGUUUGUACGGAUGCCCUUUGAAGGGGCGAACAACACCAUGGAGGGCCGCUUCUGCUACGGCGAGCUUGAGAAGCGGCUGGUCGCCAUCAAGGAGGCGCUGGACGAGGAAACCAAUGGUUGGGCCGCCGAGGGCAAAGAGGCCGUUGAGCAGACUGCAACGGUGUCGGUCAACCUCCGCCGGCAGUUUGAGCAGGCCGUCGAGGCGUUCAAACGCGACGGGACGCCUCACAACAUUGAGCUCGAGGACAACAACCCGUUUGUCUGGAUCAUUACCUAUUUCGGCAAACCCAUGACCAACUUGGACGGCGGUCUCUUCCGCAUCCGUUUGAUGCUGAGCCCGCGGUUCCCUCAGGAGCAGCCGCGUGCCCGGUUCGAAGUGAACAUUUUCCAUCACCGUAUCUCUGGGGACGGCACGCCGUGCUAUGUGGUGUUGCCCAACAAGCGCGAGGACGUGCGGUCGCACAUUGAGGCCAUCAUCGAGGCGCUGGAAGAGGAGAACCCACCAUAUGACCCUCGCACGCUCGUGAACCCCGAAGCACACAAGUUGUUUUGGGGCUCGCCCGAAGACCGCAAACUGUACAACCGCAAGCUGCGGCGGACGGUCCAGCAAUCGUUAGAAGGGUAUGUUCCCGGAGCCCCUGUCUCGUAG